CGUCACCUGGUGUCAGUGCGCAGGCGUAGGCCGAGCGAGACCCGGAAACGAGGCUCUGAACGUGGCGGCGGUGGAAGCUGCGGAAAGAGACGAGAUUUUUGCUCGGCUGAACUUCAAGUUUUCUUCGCUUUUUAAGGAUUUCUUCUGCACCUACUUGCUAGCUCGAUUCGAGAAGAGCACACAGAGGCCUUUAGGAUGUCAACGGGAGGUGACUUCGGUAAUCCGCUGCGGAAAUUCAAGCUGGUUUUCCUGGGAGAACAGAGCGUUGGGAAAACGUCACUCAUCACUCGCUUCAUGUAUGACAGUUUUGACAACACAUACCAGGCAACCAUCGGAAUAGAUUUUCUUUCAAAGACGAUGUAUUUGGAAGAUCGAACGGUCAGGCUUCAACUGUGGGACACAGCCGGGCAGGAGAGAUUUAGGAGCCUCAUCCCUUCCUACAUCCGUGAUUCUACAGUAGCAGUCGUUGUCUAUGAUAUCACAAAUGCCAACUCCUUCCAUCAGACAUCAAAAUGGAUCGACGACGUUCGAACCGAGCGAGGGAGCGAUGUCAUCAUCAUGCUGGUUGGGAACAAGACAGACCUGUCAGACAAAAGUGAUCGAAGUGAAGCUAAAGGACACACCACAGGAGCCCCAGUCGCAGGAAGGAGGAUGCGCUUGCUGAGCAACAGCUUCUCCUAUUGGUCAAUUCAAUCCAACAAUCAAUCCUAAAUGGUCAAUUUAGACAAAUGAUGUCCAAUCACAAUUCAGAAUGCAAAUAUGUCUGCUCUUGUGGGCUCAGUGUAUUUUGAAGUGCUGAGAUUCAAUAUGAAAUUAAAAAUUCCAUGUUUUGGUAGAGAGUUUUAUAUAUAAACAGCAAAGUCAUAAUUUCAUAGCAUUUUAGUCAUAGAUAUUGAUAUAAUGGGUUAUUUCCUUGUGCUUAGUUCCAAGGCCCCUCACUGUCCCUUCAGCUUUGCUUGAUUAGGCAUAAUCACGCAAUAGAGUAUUUUCCAAGUUGGGUUAUUUAAUCAUGUACUUAAGGUUAUUUUUAUUCUGAUAUGCAGUCCUUUGUUAUUCCUCUCUUGAAACUUUUGUAAAGGUUGUAAUAUGAAGCACUCCAAAUGGUGUUGAAGUCUUGUGUACUACAAGGCUGUUUCAAUGAGUGGUUCCGGUAAACAGUUAGAGUGGGAAGUUUGUUUAUGUGGAUACUUCAGUACACAGUACUAUGCAAAGCCAUUUAUGUUAACUAAGAUGAUAUUUCAAACAUGGUACUUCCGAUUACUUGCAUUUUUUGUAUUUCGUUUCACCCAGUAGCAGAUUAGACCAAAGGUUUUUUGAAUAGAAGAGAGAAUUCAUAAAAGUGGGUAGCGUUUUUGAGGAAACUUUAUGUUAAUAGAAGGUUUAGGGGGUCUUUGUCACAGUUCUUGCAGUGAUGGAAAAUUUUGCUCAGCCAUUUUGUUGUUGAUGUUGUUGUUGUUGUUGUUGUUAAAAAUGGAAUGCCCCUCCAAUGCAGCUGCCUGCUCUACCUGAGUUGAAAGUGGAACGAUCCAAAUCACAUCAGCUAGUGUAGAAGACCGAA
Molecule: messenger RNA, 1558 nt
Organism: Branchiostoma floridae (Florida lancelet)
Lineage: Eukaryota; Metazoa; Chordata; Leptocardii; Amphioxiformes; Branchiostomatidae
Product: ras-related protein Rab-6A
Molecular function (GO): GTPase activity; GTP binding
Source: RefSeq, a predicted model, not a curated record